Molecule: messenger RNA, 1459 nt
Organism: Oryzias melastigma (Indian medaka)
Lineage: Eukaryota; Metazoa; Chordata; Actinopteri; Beloniformes; Adrianichthyidae
Gene: abhd12
Product: abhydrolase domain containing 12, lysophospholipase
Exons: 13
Coding region: 98-1225 (375 amino acids)
Biological process (GO): monoacylglycerol catabolic process; phosphatidylserine catabolic process
Cellular component (GO): endoplasmic reticulum membrane
Molecular function (GO): phosphatidylcholine lysophospholipase A1 activity; monoacylglycerol lipase activity
Source: RefSeq, a predicted model, not a curated record
GCUCCGGUUUUGGAUCAGCUGCUCUCUGCGGGUCUCGGUGCAGCAGCGCAGCGGGACUCGGCUGCCAUCCUCUGCGGCGCUCCAACUCGUCACCGGGAUGCGGAAGCGCAGCAGCCCGCCGUGCGCGGAGCAGGACAGCGACGCGGCGGAGAACCGGCGUCCCGUGGACGGCGGCCGGCGGGACCCGCAGGAGGACGGCAGCAUGGGGAAACCGUUCCGGAGGCUCGGGCUGCUGGGUAAAAUGAAGAGGAUCCUCUUUGUGCUGAUGAUCAUCUACCUGUCCAUACCUGUCAUCGUGAAGAUGUUUCCCUCCAUUCAGGCCAAACUCGUCUUCCUCAACUUUGUUCGGGUGCCGUUCUUUGUGGACCUGAAGCGCCCGCAGGACCAUGGCUUAAACCACACCCACAACUUCUACCUGGAGCCUGAGAGCGGCCUGAAGACCGGAGUCUGGCACACGGUUCCCGAUCAAAUGUGGAGAGAAGCUCAGGGUAAAGACGGCGCCUGGUACCUGUCCACGCUCAGCUCCGCCCACCCCGUCAUCCUUUAUCUCCACGGUAACGCCGGGACCAGAGGAGGGGACCACAGAGUGCAGCUGUACAAGGUCCUCAGCUCGUUGGGUUACCAUGUGGUGACGUUUGACUACAGAGGUUGGGGGGAUUCGGAGGGUUCGCCGUCAGAAGGCGUGAUGACAUCAGACGCCCUGUUCAUCUACGAUUGGCUGAAGCAGCAGAUCGGGAAAACGAAGCGUCUCUACAUCUGGGGACACUCUCUGGGAACAGGAGUCGCCACAAACCUGGUGAGACGACUGUGUGACAGAGGAAGUCCUCCCGACGCUCUGAUCUUAGAGUCUCCGUUCACGAACAUCAGAGAGGAGGCCAGGUGCCACCCGUUCUCCAUGGUGUACAGGUAUCUGCCGGGCUUUGAUUGGUUCUUCCUGGACGCCAUCGCCGCCAACAACAUCCGCUUCGCCAGCGACGAGAACGUAAACCACAUUUCCUGUCCGAUGCUGAUACUCCACGCCGAGGACGACACCGUGGUUCCGUUCUACCUGGGAAAAAAGCUCUACAGCGUGGCGUCUCGCUCCCAAAGCCUCGCCGGCCACAAGGUCCAGUUCGUGUCGUUCCCGGCGUCUCUGGGCUACAAACACAAGUUCAUCUACAGGAGCCCGGAGCUGCCGAGCAUCCUCAGUGACUUCCUGGGCGUGGCUCACCCGGUCGCUCUGUGAUCCCCUCCCCCCCCCGACACGAUGGUUUUUAAAAGACUGAACGCGCUCUUCACCCCUCCCCCACUCUGGCUUCAGGGCACACAGGGUUAUCAUGGCGGCCGUUUCCACGGCGAUUCGGACUGUUCCUGCCGUAGAGCAGGGAGGACCCCCCCCCACCCCAUGGGACUGGACUCUGCAGGUUCUUGUUCGUCGCCUGUACUGACUUGAAUUCUAAAUUAAAUCUCUUUUAUGUAA